This is a messenger RNA of Pimephales promelas (fathead minnow), 2741 nucleotides long. RefSeq names its product annexin A13, like (gene anxa13l). Lineage: Eukaryota; Metazoa; Chordata; Actinopteri; Cypriniformes; Leuciscidae. Gene Ontology annotation, cellular component: vesicle membrane; plasma membrane; nucleus. The record is from RefSeq and is a predicted model, not a curated record. Gene Ontology annotation, molecular function: phosphatidylserine binding; calcium-dependent phospholipid binding; calcium ion binding.
AACAAUAUAUCACACAUUUAUGUUUAGCAUAUGUUUAAUGACAAAAAAGAACAGAAAAUCUGAUUUAUUUUUUAUUUUUAUUUAUUUAUUUACAUUUGAUGACGUCGCCAGCAGUGACGUCAGGGAUGCGAUGGAGUAAAAAGAUGCUCUGGCCGAGUGGAGAGAGAGAGCGAGCACACACUUCAGUCAGACUCACAUCAGCAGCAUCACAAGAUGGGCAACGUUCAACCCACAAUAACUCCCUUUGAAGACUUUGAUGUGAUGGCAGACAUCAAGACAAUCCGUAAGGCCUGCAAAGGAAUGGGGACGGAUGAAGAGACCAUCAUUUCCAUUCUAGCAAACCGCUCUGCAUCACAGCGAAUGGAGAUUAAACAAGCCUACUUCGAAAAAUAUGACGAUGAGUUGACGGAAGUCUUGAAGAAUGAACUCACAGGAAACUUUGAGAAAGCAAUCAUAGCCAUGCUGGACCCGCCCAACAUCCUCAUGGCUAAAGAAUUGAGGAGAGCCAUGAAGGGUGCUGGGACAGAUGAGGACGUGCUGGUGGAGAUCCUCUGCACCUGCACCAAUCAGGAUAUUUUGAAUUGCAAAGAGGCAUAUGCGCAAGUGAAUGAGAGAGAUCUGGAGGCUGACAUUGAAGAUGACACUAGUGGAGAAGUGAGGAAUCUUCUGGUUUCUCUCCUAGAGGCCGGCAGGGAUGAGUCUUAUGAAGUGGAUGAAGCUUUGGCAGAACAGGAUGCAACAUCAUUGUUUGAGGCAGGUGAAGGACGUUUUGGAACAGAUGAGUCCACUUUCAGCUACAUCCUCGCUCACAGGAACUACCUACAGCUUCAGGCCACCUUUAAGAUAUAUGAAACUCUCUCUGGAACAGAUAUCCUGGAUGCUAUAGACAGUGAGGCUACAGGGACAUUAAAGGACUGUUACAUUACUCUGGUGCGAUGUGCCAAAAAUCCACAGCUAUAUUUCGCCCGUCGUCUGAACGCUGCGAUGAAAGGAGCUGGGACCGACGAGGACACGCUCAUACGUGUUAUUGUGGGACGCUCUGAGGUGGAUUUGGAGACCAUCAAGGACAUGUACUUGGAGAAAUAUGAUGUUACCCUAAAGGAUGCCCUGAGCUCAGAGUGUGGCGGUGACUUCAAGCGCCUCCUAAUAGAAAUAAUUCACUGAGUCACCAUCAGGUGGAGCCAGUAACUAAUAAUAAAAAAAGAAAGAAUGAUCAUAUAACACUGCCGGAAAAUACAUGCACAAUCACUUAGGAUCACCUCUUUGUGUCAAGGAUAUGCCUGAUUUUGUCAUUGGUGCAAUUUAGGAAUUGGAUAAAUUGAAAUAACAUGAUUAUUGCCAUAACACUUUCCUAAAACUAAAGCGCUGCUCAGUCUUAUAGUCUCUAUUGCAGUAAAUUCGACUUCUGCAUUAACUCAUUACACACGUGCCUUGAGAAAAAAGUCAUGAGUAACAGCUCAGUAUUUCAUCAUCCAUUUCUUUUUCAAAACAAAUUAUGGAGCACAAAGGGUGGUCCAUUUAAACCUCUGUCUUUUCACAAGGGAUCUUUGUAUCUAUAAACCAAAUGUGUAUGUCUUUAGUAUAUUGUACCAGUUACAUGCUAAUAUUAAAAGCAGCUCUCUUAAGUGCUAAGAUUGUCAGUAGCUACUUGAGUGUUUGACAAUGCUUUUUAACACUGGACAUUUCUCUUUUAUUGAACAGCAGUUGUUAUACAGUGGUGACUGUUAAUAUGUUAAAGCAGCAGUGUGAACCUAUUAUUAUUGCAAUGCUUCAGAAUAUAUUUGUUUUUAAAGAUAAUGUAACAAGGUUUGUGUGUAGAAGAAAGUGAUUAAUAAUAUCAGAGAUAUUACAGACAACUAGUACUGUAUAUAGUAAAAGAACAUUAAGUGCAUGGCAAGCCGUUUAAGCAUGAAAUACCCCUGCUUCUAGUAGUAAUUCCAGAUGCCUUUUAUGCAAUUUUGACUCGUUGUAAUUGGAAUUAAGAUAUCUACAACGUGAUUAUGACUAGUCAUAUUUUUUAUUAAAGACAUAUACAAUGUUAUUUUGACAGUCAUAAUAUACAUUCAAGACAUCUAUAGUGUCAUUUUGACAGUCAUAAUAUACAUUCAAGAUAUCUACAAUGCUAUUUGGACUAUAUUCUUCCAUUGGUAUGGAAAUGGCAUAUAAAACUACUCUUUGACUAUCCAUAAAUAUAUUUUGGAUAGUUAAAAUUUUAUUUCUAAUUUGACCAGUCAGAAAUGAUAAUUAGAGACAUCUGCAAUUAUAAUUGCACUAGUAGCAAGAAAUCUGAUUCGAGAUAUCUCUAAAAUACUUCGAGUAGUCAAAAAGAUAUCUGUAAUGACAUCAUAUAUCUUCAAUUGACGCAUCACACUUACGCAAAGGUAAUUAAAGAUUUCUCCAAUUCAGUUUCGACAGUAUUAUACUUUAAGAUGUCUGAAUUCUGCUCCUAGUCAAAUCUGCUGUUGUGUGUGAUGUGAGACUUCCUCCCUCUCACCAGAGUCACCCCCUGCCUGCCAAAUGCUUAGUGCUAACAACAGUAGCCUGCUUUUGUUGUCACGGAAAGAAAAGCUAGGCUACUUGAUGAAUUACUUCAGGGAUUAUUAAGUAAUAUCUGGAUGCAUUCAUAAUAUGAAUGGUAAAAGGUCUCCAGCAUGCAUACGUAGCGCUGUGAUUUUAAUGGAAUCAGGUUGCAAAAUGGACCAACUAAAGUGCAAUGUUCAAUAAAGACAGAGAACCGUAAA